Lachnellula hyalina is the source of this 1143-nucleotide messenger RNA. RefSeq names its product Endoplasmic reticulum junction formation protein lunapark (gene LNPK). The record is from RefSeq and is a predicted model, not a curated record. The transcript has 3 exons. NCBI's taxonomy places the organism in Eukaryota, Fungi, Ascomycota, Leotiomycetes, Helotiales, Lachnaceae. Gene Ontology annotation, cellular component: endoplasmic reticulum tubular network. Gene Ontology annotation, biological process: endoplasmic reticulum tubular network organization. The coding region runs from base 1 to 1143 and encodes 380 amino acids.
AUGGUCAAAUUCUGGCCUUGGAAGGGCGAGGACAACUCUCCAGCCUCAUUCGAGAAGGCGUUGUCGGCGUUGGCGGAGAAGAUAUCGAAGUCACAGACGCAGCUCGACUCCAUUCGCCAGAAUCACAGGCGUUUGAAGGCCCUGUGGACACUUUAUGCUAGCUUUGCCUACUUGCUCUGUGUCAUUAUUCUGUUUCUAGUGGUGGGGUGGAAAAAUUGGAACUACAUGGAAUACACAGCUAUUGCAGGAAGUCCUUUGUUCAUUUACCUCAUUCGACAGGGUAUCAACUCCUACUACAAGUUUAGAAUCGACACGGCUACACAGCGCUUGGAGGUCCAACAAGCGGAGCGGGCAAAGACCAUUGAUAAGCUCAAAGCUGCCACGAAGUACAACUCUACACAGGAGCUAUUAGAAAAAUAUGGCGGCACUCCAGCCCCAAAACCCAAGAAACCCAAGACCUCCCCUAAAAACCCGAAGGUUACCCAGGCUCAACUCCAGAGAACGGGAACAGGCCCUCCACCACCUACUGCCAAUAUUCAACGUCCUGGCCAGAAUCAAAUUCCAACCUCUAGCCAACCUUCCACCCCACAACACGUCCCUAAUAUGAGCCCUCAAUCAAAUAUAACCCCUUAUCCCGUCUCCCUGCCUGGACAACCAGGUCCUCCUGAAUUCGCGCCAAAUGCCUUCACCUCCCAAUCACAAUAUGCCCAAAGCGGUGAAUUAGGCGCAGAAGGACAUUGGUACGACAGAGUACUGGACCUAUUAAUGGGAGAAGAUGAGACCUCACCAAAGAAUCGCACAGCUCUCAUUUGCCAAGAUUGCCGACUCGUGAAUGGACAAGCACCCCCAGGAACCAAGAGCCUAACCGACCUAGGAAAAUGGAGAUGUUUUGGUUGCGGGGCUUGGAACGGCGAGGAAGAUGACGCCGUGAAGGCUGUGAAGGAAAUGCAAGAGAAGAUUGACCAGGAUCAUCCCACCACCAAUGAAGGCCCAUCUACGGAUGCCGUUGAGGGCGGAAAGGAUAGUGACGGGGAAGACGAGACUUCUGAUGCGAUCGAAGCUGAGGAUAUUGGCUCGGCUGAUGAUACUAUGGAGGUCAAGCCCAAGCGUGGACGGCCAAAAAGUACCAGGAAGAAGGCUUAA